Messenger RNA from Acyrthosiphon pisum (pea aphid), 1512 nucleotides. RefSeq names its product piggyBac transposable element-derived protein 4-like. The coding region runs from base 1 to 1512 and encodes 503 amino acids. The transcript has 6 exons. NCBI's taxonomy places the organism in Eukaryota, Metazoa, Arthropoda, Insecta, Hemiptera, Aphididae. The record is from RefSeq and is a predicted model, not a curated record.
AUGAUCUCAGAUGAGGACAUAUUACUCCACUUAGAUGAAAUUAUUGCAAAUGAAGAUGAAUUUAUAGAUGACAUAAAUUUUGAUAUCGAGAAUAAUGAUAUUGAGGUGACUGAGCUGGAGGUUACAGAUCCGCCGUCUCCUGAUCAUUCUCCAAUAGUCCAAAGAAACUUUAGGCCAAAAGAACAUUAUUUUGAUUCAUCCAAGUGUGGAGUUCAAAAACAUGAGUUUGGUUUGAAUAGCAACUCAAGUAAACUAGAAUUUUUUAAAGCAUUUGUUUCUGAAUUUUUACUUGGCAAAGUAGCAUUUGAGACUAAUAGGUAUGCUAAACAAUAUAUACAAUCUAAUGAAAUCUCACAUCAGUCUAGAGUGAAUGCUUGGAAGGAUACAAAUGUGGAUGAGAUGUAUACAUUUUUAGCAACUACUAUACUGAUGUCAAGAAACAAAAAACUCGAUAUGAAAGACUACUGGUCUACUGACCCAUUACUGAGCUCGCCUAUUUUCAGACAAAUAAUUUCUAGAAAUAGAUACUUAUUAUUACAUCAAAUGCUUCAUUUCUGCAACAAUGAAAAUCAAGAAAAAGGAAACCGUCUUUUCAAAUUAGAUGUUGUAUUAGAUGAAAUUCGCACAAAUUUUAAGGCUGGAAUGGUGCCUUUUCAAAAUAUAGUGAUUGAUGAAAGCUUAGUCCUCUGGAAGGGUAGACUAAGCUUUAAGCAAUUUAUAAAAACAAAGAGGCAUCGCUUCGGAAUAAAAUUUUUUGUCCUCUGUGAUGUUGAAACUGACUUCAUCCUUGAUUUUAUUAUAUAUACUGGAACUGAAACAAGAUUACUUCCAUAUGAUGCAAAUAUUGGCAUAUCAGGAGCUGUUGUAAAAACUCUUAUUGCACCAUACUUGAACAAAGGGUAUAACUUGUAUACUGAUAAUUGGUAUACUUCCCCAAUAUUAGCUCAGUAUUUAUACAAAAAAAAAACCACAAUAACAGGAACAGUAAGAAAAAACAGACGAGGAAUGCCCGAAUUAAAAAAUAAAUUAGCUGUUGGAGAUGUACAAAGUGCUCAUUCAAAAAAUAUUAUGGUUUUGAAAUGGGUUGACAGAAGAGAAGUAUUCAUGUUAUCUACCAAGUUUGAUAGUAAUCUGGAUAAUUCUGGCAACAUUUUAAAUGCAUUCUCUGCUUUCAAAACAGUCACUGGACAGAAUAUGCCACUUGCAAAUUUCCAACUUGAAGUAAUUCGACAACUAUUAGAAAAAUAUGGUGGAAAUACAGUAAGCCCCAGAGGAAGACCAUGUACAAAAGAUCAACCAUUUCGACUAUCAGCUCGGCAUUUUCCAUCAGAUGUGAAAAAAUUAGCUUCAGGAAAAGUACAAAGGAGAAAAUGCAUAGUUUGUACCAGAAACAACAAAAGAAAGGAUACAAUGUACAUGUGUCAAGAAUGUGAUGUCGGUCUGUGUGCUACACCAUGUUUUGCCAUUUACCACACUAAACAAAAUUAUUUGGCCAAACCACUGUACGCUUAA